AUGGGUCCUCUACAAAAAACAGAUGCGUCGGUAAUAUAUGAAAGGAGUUUGAAUGAUAACGAAGAGUUAACACCACAAAUAAUAAAUUCUACAAAAACGGAGAGGAGAGAAUUGGACAUAGUUUGGAGGAAUGUCAUAAUUUACACAUUGCUUCAUUUGGGAGGGAUUUACGGCGGUUUUCUGUUUGUGACACAAGCGAAGUGGGCUACACGUAUUUUUGCAUUUAUGCUCUACGUGGCUUCCGGACUUGGCAUCACAGCAGGAGUCCAUAGGCUUUGGUCACACAAGGCAUACAAGGCUAAACUACCGUUGCGUAUCCUUCUAGUGGCUUUCAACACUAUUGCUUAUCAGGACUCCAUAAUACACUGGGCCCGUGACCACCGCGUGCACCAUAAGCAUACUGAAACCGAUGCUGACCCUCACAACGCAACACGUGGCUUCUUCUUCUCCCACGUCGGCUGGUUGCUUGUUAAGAAACACCCUGAGAUCAAAGCGAAGGGACAAGCUAUUGAUGUUAGUGACCUUUGGGCGGAUCCGUUAUUAAGAUUCCAGAAAAAUUACUACCUGUUUCUUAUGCCGCUGGCGUGCUUCAUUCUACCCACUUAUAUACCAACGGUAUGGGGAGAGUCAUUGAAGAAUGCCUUUUUCGUCAGCGCCAUCUUUCGUUAUGUCUACGUUCUAAACGUCACGUGGCUUAUUAAUUCCGCUGCUCACAUGUUUGGUACCAAACCUUAUGACAAAGACAUCUACGCAGUGGAGACCAGACCAGUAGCAUUGGUUACACUUGGAGAAGGAUUCCACAAUUUCCACCACACGUUUCCAUGGGAUAGCAAGACUUCUGAAUUGGGGAACUAUGCUUUAAGUUUUACGAACAUAUUCCUGGAAGCCAUGGCUAAAAUUGGAUGGGCUUACGAUUUCAGAACGGUGCCUCGUGACGUGGUUUUGAAGACGGCUAAAAAGUCGGGCGAUGGUUCACACCCAGAGUUUUAAAUGAAACGUGUUAUAAAUGUAAUUUCUUAAUAUAGAUUUUAAAAUAAAAUAGAUCUUAUUUAUAACAAUGUAUAUAGCA
This is a messenger RNA of Bicyclus anynana (squinting bush brown), 1069 nucleotides long. RefSeq names its product acyl-CoA Delta-9 desaturase-like. Lineage: Eukaryota; Metazoa; Arthropoda; Insecta; Lepidoptera; Nymphalidae. The record is from RefSeq and is a predicted model, not a curated record. Gene Ontology annotation, biological process: unsaturated fatty acid biosynthetic process. Bases 1 to 990 code for a protein of 329 amino acids. Gene Ontology annotation, cellular component: endoplasmic reticulum membrane. Gene Ontology annotation, molecular function: stearoyl-CoA 9-desaturase activity; iron ion binding. The transcript has 4 exons.